AUGCAUUAUGAUCUAAAAAGUAUUGCAGAGAAAAAUUUCGACGCUCACGAAAAGAUGUUAGACGCUGUGGAAUUUAGCACAGACAAAAGCACCACGAAUGGUAUAUCAUUAUUUGAGCUUAUUGAAGAUAUACUGGAUAACAAACCUUACAAUCUAUCCAGCACUUUGUAUGGGAAAUAUGUGCCACGCAAACGAACUAAGCACAAAAGAGUGACACAUGUUCCACGAACUCAGACGUCUACAACAGAGACAAUUUUGGAAAAGUCCACUAAGCCACAGCCUGUAUUCGCUGACAGCAAUGAAUUUAUGGAAUUCAUUCAAGACUUUAUAAAGAAAAUUGACCAGCUUAGUGAAAACGAUUUCUCCAGACCUCCCCCAGAUGUGAUACAACCAGAAGAAGAUGAUGAUGAUGAUCUUGAGUUCUGGGAUCCACCACCGGUCCUGGAAUUAGAUUUCGUCAACGACACCGAGAGUAGGAGGAUAUAUAAAGGCAAACGGAGUACAGUUAAGAGUUACCCGUUUCUUGUGAGCAUCCAUCUGAUGGGGACCUUCGCUUGUGCCGGCUCUAUUCUCACCAAGGACCUGGUCAUCAGUGCAGCGUCCUGCUUACAAUUGCUUUACAAUAACAGAUUCUAUAGAGAGAAUCCAAGCGGUGUAACCGUUCGUGUCGGCAGUGAUUACUUCAGCAGAGGAGGAGAGAUCAUAAAAGUAAUGGAGGCGUACUUUCACCCUGCUUACAACCCUAAGACCUUGGCCAACAAUCUUGUAAUGUUACGGUUGUAUAAACAUAUAAGAUUUUUGAGACGGGAGAAGAAAGUGAAGAGAAUUAAAUACGACAGGAUUCCAGCGAAUUUAGCGACGAACACUGAUGGUAUUAUAGUCGUUGGAUGGGGUGCUAGGAAGAAAGAUGUCGGUGGUCCUGGGGUUGUAGGUGGAACGCUGGUCGGAGUUAUAAGCUUUGGUGCGCCUGUGUGCGGAGCCGUGGACUCCCCUACUGUCUUCACGAAACUUGGCUACUAUGGGAAAUGGAUCAAGAGCAUUAUUAAGACGAGAUCUGGUAUACAGCCAUUACAAGUGCGAACUAUAAUUCGGCCACUCAAACAUUUAACAAGGCCGCCUAUCCUGAAAGCGAAACCAACGAUUAUUCCAAGAUAUGUACCUUCUUCUGAAGAAGCCCACAAUCUUGCCGAGCGUGCUGGAGGCAUACCAGAGCUGAGUGAUAUCGUUUCCUUGCCAGACAUUUUGUAUGAAGAUAUGCCCGAAGAAGACGUUGUUGACAUGUUCAGCACUACAAAAAGAAUUAAGUAUCUGGAACAUCCGUUAGUGAACAAAAGCUUUAUUCCUCUAUCUUGGAUUUUUACUCCGAAAACUUCAACGAAGUAUGUCACGAUUCCCUUGUCGACUUCACCCACAAAGCCACAUCACAUGACUGAGCUGGAACAGCCGCAAACUGAAACUGUUACAGAACGGACCGUUACUACUACUAUUGGCUCUAUCACUGACUUCAUCUUGCUAUCUUAUGAACGGACUAAAGACGCCAACUAUGACGAGGCGAUACCUACAAAAGCGACAAAGAAAACAGCGCGCCAACGGGCGCUUCUGCAAAAUCACAAGCGAAGCAAACAGAUUGGAUAUAGUCGUCCACCAGGUCGUGGGCUAUUUGGUGACAUUCAUAAUUAUUAUUUAAUGCAUCCGAAAUAA
Spodoptera exigua (beet armyworm) is the source of this 1701-nucleotide messenger RNA. NCBI's taxonomy places the organism in Eukaryota, Metazoa, Arthropoda, Insecta, Lepidoptera, Noctuidae. The record is from the annotation of a GenBank genome assembly.